AAUGGGGUCAGGAAGGGCAGGUUCUGUUAGGCUGGUACAGUUGUUCGCAAAUAGAAAGUGCCCAUAAUUUUGGAGUACAUGUCUUCUGUUCCGACUUGGUUUUCGUUUGCCUGUUUGAAACUUUCUAUUCAUGAUUUUGUGUAAUUCUAACUCUCAAUCACUUAUGGAAUCUGUACUGUUUUGACAUCCACCACCAGGCUUUUGUUGGGCAAUCUGGGCUUCAAUGCCCUUUCUAUUUGUUAAUGAGUUGUCGGACUAAGUUUCAGCAGCUGCUUGGAAAAAAUGAACUGGAGGCUAAAGAAGCUUGUAAUUGGCUGCGGGCGGCUGGAUUUCCACAAUAUGCCCAGCUCUAUGAAGCGGCACUGUUUCCGUUAGACAUCUCCUCUGUGAAGAAAGACCAUGUGUUUCUGGACCAGGAUUCACUGAAGUCACUAUGCAGGAGGCUGUUAAUCUUGAACAAGAGUGCUUCUAUGAGACUGAAGGUCCAUUUUCAGUGCAAACAGAGUGAAGACUCUGAGGAGGAUGAUCUGUGUGCCAUCAGUGACCACUGGGCGUUCCAGCGAGAGAGUAAGACGUGGUCACGACUGCGUACCCUCUCCCCACACAUCUCCCCAGAUGUAGAGAUCCUCUCUUCCACCACCCUGCUCCCCAUGAAGGCGUCAGCCAGCAGUGAAAGCAUUCUGAGUGACGUCAGCAACCUGGAGGCCGGCUCCACCCACAGCAGCAGUAGCCUGAGUGUGGAAAGUGCCAGAGGAACCACAUCUAGCUGGGGGAGCCCCUGUAGUCAGUCCACCAGCACGGCAGAGCCCCAUACACUCACCUCUCACCAUGACUCCCAUGGAUCCCGGACGCCGAGUGGUGAGGACCAGCCUGCGUCUCCCAAAGACCUGGUUACCCUUCCUGUCAGCAGAGAGAAGACCAAGAGGUGUUCCAAGACCUUCUUGAGGAAAAUGGAGUCGUUCAAGCAAAAGGAUAAAGAGAGGGAAGAGACUGAUGGCCAAGUUAUGACCUUUCAACUUCAGCGCCCUCUAACUCGUGGUAGUUUGCAUUGCACUCCUAAUGAAAGUUUACCUGGUUUGAAAAAUAACAAUACAGAAGAGAGCAGUGUGAAUUACAGCAGAAAGGCCCAUACUAUAUGUCGGAGUACAGCCCGUAGGUCCCCAGUAGUGGACAGAGCUAAGGCUAAGAAAAGUUGGCUCUAUCUAGAGGACUAUGACAUGGCAGAGUUGAAGGGCUGUAAGCAGGUUUGUCAGAAAAGUGGCUACAAAAAUGGAGUAGAUUGUCUCGUUCAUCUGCCAGUGGACCACAAGCCAGGCACAUUCCCCAAGUCCCUCUCCAUUGAGAGCCUGUGCACUACUUCAACACCUCACAAGCUGGACGAGUGGCAAACAGAGGAUGUCAACCUCUCCCUGGGCAGCAGUCAUGAAUCUGAAGAAUUCAACAUGUUUCCAAGAAUAAGGAACUCAUGUUCCUCCAUGGGAAGUAUCUAUGACAAUGUGCCUGAGGCUAGUGGCAGUACAGAUGAGUUGAGAGAAAAUACCUUUGAGCAUCUGGAUGAUAUCCUUCAGCAUGUCCAUGGCCUUCAAAAGAAUAUUGACCAGUGGUCCAAGAUGUUGUGUCAAGAACUCAGUGACAGGCAUGAUAGGGAGGAGGAGGACACUGUUCAGACCAAGGAAACAACAUUCUCCUCUAGCCUCCAUUUUGAGGAGCAGUCUAUUUCAGAUGUAGGCACAACAGUCAGUGACUACGACAGCACAGGGAACUCCAUGAAUGAAGUCGAGGAUGAGGAGUCAAGAGAAAGGAGGGACUCCGGAGUUGGUGCUUCCUUAACCAGACCAAGCAGGAAGCUACGGUGGCAUAGUUUCCAGAACUCUCACAGACCGAGCCUAACUUCAGCAUGCCAGGAGAUUAACCGCCAGUCAGCCGCUCAACUAAACCUGCUGCAAAAGUUCUCUCUGCUCCGACUCACUGCCAUCAUGGAGAAGUACUGUGAAGCCAACAAACAUGGCUGGAGCUGGUCAAUUCCUAAGUUUAUGAAGAGGAGUAAGGUUUCUGACUACAGGGACAAGCGGGUUUUUGGUGUCCCACCGAUCAUCAAUGUCCGAAGGAGUGGUCAACCACUACCACAAAGCAUUCAGCAGGCCAUGCGCUACCUCCGAAGCCAGUGUCUAGAAAAGGUUGGCAUUUUCCGUAAAUCUGGGGUGAAGUCAAGGAUCCAGACUCUGCGUCAGUUGAAUGAAAACUCUCCAGACCAUGUGAGCUACGAGGGCCAGUCAGCCUAUGACGUGGCAGACCUGCUGAAGCAAUACUUCAGAGACCUGCCUGAACCCGUCCUCACUACCAAGCUCACUGAAACCUUCCUACAGAUCUACCAGUGUGUUCCUAAGGAUAUGCAUCUUCAAGCAGCCCAAGCUGCUGUCAUCCUCCUGCCUGACGAGAACCGAGAGGUACUACAGACGCUGCUCUACUUUCUUAGUGACAUUGCCUCCGCUGAGGAGAACCAGAUGACGGCUGGGAACCUGGCUGUGUGUCUGGCCCCCUCCAUCCUGCACCUUAAUGUCUCCAAGAAAGAGGGCACCUCUCCUAGAUUAAUCCACCGAAGGGGGGCAGGGGGAAAACUAGACCAUAAAGACCUGAGUGAGAACAUGGCUGCCACUCGAGGACUCAGCCACAUGAUUGUGGAGUGCAAAAAAUUAUUCCAGAUUCCUCAUGAGAUGAUGUUACAGUCAAGGAAUUCCUACGUUGCAGCAGAUGCCCAGCCACUCCCUCUCCAUGGCAUGGGCCUGAACAUGAAGGGUGAGCCUGUUGAUUACAGAGCCUACCUGGAGGAUAACAUCCAGGCUCUUCUGAGGGAGGCAACAGAAAAGACCAAAGGAUGGCACAGUGCCCAGAGCCCAGAGAACACAGAGUUGACAUACAAGAAGGUAGGUGACGGCCAUCCCAUCCGUCUUUGGAAAGCGACCACGGAGAUUGAGGCACCGCCUCAGACUGUGUUGCACAGAGUAAUGCGAGAGCGCCACCUGUGGGAUGACGACCUGUUACACAGCUGUGUUAUCGAGGCUUUAGAGAACAACACAGAGGUUUAUCACUAUGUCACAGACUGCAUGGCACCUCAUCCGCGCAGGGACUUUAUGGUGCUGAGGCGGUGGCGUUGUGACCUGUCUAGUGGCUUGUGUCUGUUAGUGUCUUCCUCUGUGGACCACGACAACAAUCACCUGGAGGCAGGGCUACGGGCAGUGCUACUGACCUCACGUGUCCUUAUUGAGUCCUCUGGGAUUGGUCGGUCCAGGCUGACACACUACUGCAGAGCAGAUCUCAGGGGACGAUCUCCUGAGUGGUACAACAAAGUGUUUGGCCACCUCUGUGCAGUCGAAGUAGCUCGGAUACGGGACUCCUUCUGUGUGCUCACAGCGGUGGGAACCGAGACAAAACUAUAAGGUCUGAGGCGGCCUGACAGCCAAACUCAGACAUGCUUCCAGUGGCUAACAAGGACUCAAAUUUAGAGUGCCACCUCUAGCAAUAUAUUACAUUUCCGUGACACACUCCAAGGUGUAAUCAACAGGGGCCUGUCAGGGUGUGGAAUCGCAGGUGACAGUGAUGACCCAUUAGGAGACAUUGCGGAAUUAUUAGCAAUAUUUAGAAAUCUAUUCUAAACCAUAUGUAUUAACUAACACUAACAUAUCCAAAAGUGCUCAGAUGAAAAUAAAAUAUUACAUUUCUUUAUAAAAAAUCCAAUGUUGUUAAAGGCAAGCUUAGUUUAGUACAAUUUGCUUAUGAUACUUACAUAUCAGUUACUGUUUUAAUGCUGCUGUGAAAGGAGCCAGACUAAAGUGAGGAUGCUAAAAUCACAUGGAAUGUUUUAAGGUGCAACCUGCUUUACACAAUGACUCAGGAGAGGUGUUUUGCAACCAUCUAUGUUUGUACUAUAUGCUAUUUUUUUAUGAUAAAUUCAGAGUUAAUAUAUAAUUGACUAUUGUGAUUAGAUGUGUCUCAAAUUUCAGAACCAGCCAUAGUGUUUAUAACAUACUCAGGAUUUAUGAUUUAGUUAGUAUUUCUUUCAAGGUGGUCCACUUCGUGGGAUUCACAAAAAACAUUGACACAAACAUGACAUAAAAAAUGACAUUAAUUGACAAGCACAGCACAUAGAUAAAUCGACUUUACAUACAUUUAAAAUGAAAAUAAAAAACUGUUUGAGCAGACCUUGUAAUCCAUGGUCAAAAAGCACAUUGUUCUGUAAACAUUUGAUUGACUUAGGCACCUUAGUGGGUGGUAGGUUAGGGUAUGACUUAAAAUGAUGUCCUGGCCAUGCUUCAGCUGUGUAUCCUCAUCCACUGUUUGUUUUACUGAAGUGUUUAUCUCUAUUUUAACAAUCAACGAUGGACUCUACUCCGGACUUCCUGUAAAUCAAUCUUUUCCUUUUGCUCCUAUCUUUUAAAGUCUGAAUGGUUGACCCCAUUUCACAUUAAAGGUGGUACGCACAGGAUUCUAUCCCCUAAACUGA
Esox lucius (northern pike) is the source of this 4501-nucleotide messenger RNA. It is a transcript of the gene stard8, whose product is annotated as StAR-related lipid transfer (START) domain containing 8. Bases 243 to 3437 code for a protein of 1064 amino acids. The transcript is spliced from 14 exons. Gene Ontology annotation, molecular function: lipid binding; GTPase activator activity. Lineage: Eukaryota; Metazoa; Chordata; Actinopteri; Esociformes; Esocidae. Gene Ontology annotation, biological process: actin cytoskeleton organization; regulation of Rho protein signal transduction; signal transduction. The record is from RefSeq and is a predicted model, not a curated record.